GUUAUAGUAAUAAAUAUGAAAAGUAUAGCUAAUUCCGAAACUACAUCGUCGUACAUGGUGAAUGCACAAAAACUUAUGACAGAUCUACUUACGGGUUACGAUCGUCGUGUCGUACCUAUUGCAGGUGAACCGGUUCGUCUUUACGCAGACCUUAAUGUGGUGGCUUUCGAAUUGGAUGAAUUUGAAAUGAAGUUCAAAGUCCACGGAUUCCUAAUGAAACAGUGGUACGAUUCCAGAUUAAUAUGGAAUUACACGAAAUACAAUAUAACUGAUAUCCGUCUGCCGAGCAAAGCUAUUUGGAGUCCUGAUAUUACUCUUUAUAAUUAUUUGGAGCACUCAACGUUUACGGACACCGAUGAACAAUUGAUUAUUUUUCAUACCGGUGCCGUGUUGGAAUUCAGCCGAAUGCUCAACAUAGCCUUCUGUGAAAUCGAUAUGAAAAAAUUCCCGUUUGAUACUCAGACUUGUAAAUUGGUCUACGGAUCCUGGAUGUUCGACGGUGACGAUGUGAACCUUACGAGCCAGCAUGAUGAGCCUUAUAUAUAUGAAGAACAAAGACAUUACAACAAAUGGCGUGUCGAGAGUAUGAAAUCCCAAAUUUUCCUGCGUGGAAUACAUCAUCUGGUUUGUCUUGGUAGUAAUACAUACUACGCAGUCGACGAGGAAGAGACACUGAGCAUGCGCGGAUUCGACCGACCUAACGAGAGAGACGCCAAAACUGGCGUGCAAGGCAGUCAAGCCGUGCCGAAAUCUGAAAGGGACAUGGACGAAAUCAAGAAAUGCGUUCAAUAUUUGGCCCAACGAGCCACCAUCACUGGCGCACGCCAAGAAAUCACUGCUGAGUGGCAGCAGGUUGCGUUGGUCAUUGAUCGGAUCUUGUUUAUUUUCUUUGUACUUACUUUUUUUAUAUCCACAUUAAGUGUAUUUGCCUAA
Octopus bimaculoides (California two-spot octopus) is the source of this 933-nucleotide messenger RNA. Its product is annotated as neuronal acetylcholine receptor subunit alpha-10. The record is from RefSeq and is a predicted model, not a curated record. Gene Ontology annotation, cellular component: membrane. Gene Ontology annotation, molecular function: transmembrane signaling receptor activity; extracellular ligand-gated monoatomic ion channel activity. Gene Ontology annotation, biological process: monoatomic ion transmembrane transport. NCBI's taxonomy places the organism in Eukaryota, Metazoa, Mollusca, Cephalopoda, Octopoda, Octopodidae.